Molecule: messenger RNA, 1701 nt
Organism: Trifolium pratense (red clover)
Lineage: Eukaryota; Viridiplantae; Streptophyta; Magnoliopsida; Fabales; Fabaceae
Product: ethylene-responsive transcription factor ABR1-like
Exons: 2
Coding region: 126-1409 (427 amino acids)
Biological process (GO): regulation of DNA-templated transcription; ethylene-activated signaling pathway
Molecular function (GO): DNA binding; DNA-binding transcription factor activity
Source: RefSeq, a predicted model, not a curated record
AAGGGUAUUUAAAUAAGCUUUCACAUAGUUUUAUUUUCAUUAUCAUCUCAAAGGGUCUUCAAAGAAAAUCUUAUACAAGAGAAUUGGUGACAAAAUAGAAAGAAAAAAACAACAACGUUGUUUACAUGUCCUUGUUAACAGUGGCGCAUCAAAGAGGUUCAGGUGAGUUCACCGGAUUCACGGUGAAGCGCGACGGCGAUAAUGAUGGUGGAAGUUCUAGUACAUCUCAAUCAUUAAAUUUCAACCAAAUGCAGAGUAAUUCUUCAAUGGUUUAUAAUGGUGAUAGAGAAUUAACACAAAUGGUUUCAGCUCUAACACAUGCUGCAUCAUCAGAGUCUAAUCAAAUGAGUAGUAAUGAAUGGAUUCAAAGAAGUGGUUUUCCUAAUGCAUCAUCAUCUUCAUCUUCUUAUUCUUCUGGUUCUGGUUCUGGUUUUGUUAUGACUUCUGGAUCAUGGAGUGGUAAUAAAAGAGGGCGUGAUGAAGAAAGUAGUGAUUCUAAUAAUCACUUUUUACAACAAGCUGUUCCUAAACUCUUUAGAACUGUCAUGGUACCUUCUCAAGGACAAGGACAAGGAGAAUCUUCAUCAUCAGUGACUGAAGAAGCUCCAACCACAAGAACAACCAUAGCCACCGCCACAUCAACGGCAGCGUCACUCGAAGAUUCCAGCCAACAGAGGAGAAGAUACAGAGGAGUAAGGCAGAGACCAUGGGGAAAAUGGGCAGCAGAAAUAAGAGAUCCACACAAAGCACAAAGAGUUUGGCUUGGAACAUUUGAUACAGCAGAAUCUGCAGCAAGAGCUUAUGAUGAAGCCGCAUUGAGAUUCAGAGGAAGCAGAGCAAAACUCAACUUUCCAGAAAAUGUUAGAUCCAUUAUGCCUCCGCCACCGCAACCACAACAACAACCACGACCACAACCACAGUCAUUAUCACAACUUCAAUCUUUUUCAGCAGCCGCGGUUCCUUCUAGGACACCACAGCCGCCGGUUCAAGAUUCCUCUGACUUGAUUAGAGAUUAUUUAGAAUAUUCUCAAAUUCUUCAAAGUUCUGGUGAUUUUCAACUACAACAAAUGCAGCAGCAACAACAGAUGCAACAACAAGAACAUGCUUCUAAUUUGGUUCAACAAUGGUAUUAUAAUUCACAAUUAGCUGCACUUCAAUCACAUUCAAUGUUAUCAACAUCAUCAUCACUCUCUUUACCUUCUAAUAUAUCACCUCCAAUGGCUACAAGUUUACCUUCCACUCAAUUUUCAACCUCUUCUAGUUCAUUUCCCCUGUUUUCUAGUCAACAAAUGGGAUUUUUUCGACCCCCGGAAAACCGUCCACCUGGUGGUGGACGUGGUGGCAGAACAGAGUUUCCGCCAUCAACGUGGUCAGAUACUAGUGGGCAUCCACCACCACCUUAUGGUUGAUACAAAUAUCUCAAGUCCCCGAUGAUAAUCAUUAGUCACAACUCAGUUACUCCCUUCGUUUCAUAUAUAAGUAAAACUGUCUUUUUUAGAUUUAUUGAAUAACUGAUGAAUCUGAAAAAAAAAACAUUUGCUUAUACACGAAAAUGGAGGAGUAAGUUGCAAACUUUGAUAUUACGCGGAAAAUAAAAAGUAAAAUAGUUGUGAAAUAAUACGCUUAUAGAGAUAUCUAAAACUUUUAUAUUGCGACAUUAAUUGUGUAUUCAAAAUGGAAUUUAAAAUUUAGUUAACACAA